Messenger RNA from Fusarium proliferatum ET1, 624 nucleotides. RefSeq lists its product as uncharacterized. The transcript has a single exon. The record is from RefSeq and is a predicted model, not a curated record. The coding region runs from base 1 to 624 and encodes 207 amino acids. Lineage: Eukaryota; Fungi; Ascomycota; Sordariomycetes; Hypocreales; Nectriaceae.
AUGAUCAAUGACACGCAGACUGGUAUUGACAACCCCGGCUUCUUCAGCCUCGACUAUCGUUCCUACGGUAGCAAAAUCGAUGAAGUCGCCUGUUGUCCAGGCUCACCGCUUCCCUUAACCGCAAAAGCCCUCGGUAAGAGCCACACGUAUCCGAACAUAUGGACAAAAGCAGACUCCCUGGCAAAAGCGGCUUAUUCCACAAUACUCGUUGAUCUUGGCCAGAAAGCAGCCUCCAAAUCCAACAUUCUCAGCGAUACUAAGUUGCUGACGCGAUACACGAAAAACUUCUCAACAGCCCGCAUGGCGAAUCUGAGAUCAGGUCCAGCGAAAGACAGUUACAGCACAUUAAGGGAAACGACGGGUAGCCUGGGCAUUGCACCGUCUGUCAUCGCUACAACGUACAUCUGUCAGGUCCCGCGGCUGAAACCAGCGGGGAAUCUUAUCGUUGCUAUCAUUGUAGCGGACCUUGUGCUGCUUCAGGCUGUAUGGCAGCUUUACAAGAUUUCAGCUGAAUUUUAUCUUGGUAAGACGAAUCGGGAGACGGCCCCGUGUGAGAGAUGCUCUGGUGUUGGGCAGGUAGAUGAUGCUGUACCGCCGUCUGUGCCGAGCCAGAGAGUGGGCUGA